GUCAUAUUGUCUGCUCCAUUAUACCACAACAACAGCUCCCUCCGAACUUCGCAUCAGCUCACCUCACCAGCUCUGACUCCAAUCCGCCCGGACCUCGACAGAGCUGCCGUCGCCAUCAUGGGCUCAGAUCCGCAAUACGUCAAGUGGCCCUUGCUGCCGCUCUCCCAGCACGUCUUCACCCUCACAAAUGCCUACGCUUCCAAACAGGCCCAGCAGGCCGCCGCCAAGGCCCUGCAAGAUGCCAUCGCCCAGGACAAGAUGGCCCCCUUCUACCGGUACUUGGCCCACCCAAUCGAGGGUAUUCUGAACGCAGUCGGCGAGAGCGGCUCCUCAGCAGCGGGCAAGCCCCCGAGCCGGAAAUCCAGCCUGGUGGGCAUGGUGGCGACCAAGGCGGCACCUGGGGCAGUCAACCUACCAUGGGACGAGGAUUUAUACAACAAGCUGAAGGAGGACAAUGACAAGGAACUGGCCGAGUUCCAGAAGGAGCAGGAUGAGGCGGAAGAGCAGGCUGGCGAGACCGAAGUCAUGGCUGCCAAGGGCAAACGGGCUGACUUUUGGGCUCGAGUGGGCGACAAGGACAAAGCAAUUGCCGAAUUCGAAAGCUUAUUCGAGAAGACUGGCAUCCUGGGCACCAAGAUCGACCUGGUCCUCGCCACGAUACGCAUGGGCCUCUUUUACGGCGACAAGCCCCUCGUCAAGAAGCAAGUUGAGCGAGCAAAGGCACUGGUCGAGACUGGUGGUGACUGGGACCGUCGCAAUCGCCUAAAGGCCUACGAGGGCCUGCACCUCCUCACCGUCCGCGCAUACAACACAGCCGCGCCUCUCCUGCUCGACUCCCUCUCCACAUUCACCAGCUACGAACUCUGCACCUACUCCAACCUCGUCGUCUACUCCGUCCUCGCCGGCUCCGUAUCCCUAAAGCGUGUCGAUUUCAAGUCCAAGGUUGUCGAUGCCCCCGAGAUCAAGGCCAUCAUGGGCGAUGGCGAGGACAAGCUAUUAGCUCUCAGCGGUGCCCUGAGCGCUGGCCCCGGCGCGGAUGACUCCACGGGCGAUAAGCUUCCCAAGGCAGCCACCACGACGGCGGUUAAUCUGACGACUUUGGGCUCCAGCUCCGACCAGCCCGAGGCGGAGAUGGCCAUCGAUUUCAGCCCUCUCGCUCUGUUGGUCAGCAGCCUGUACAACGGCAACUACAAGACCUUCUUCCAGUCUCUUGCCUCAGUUGAGGAGCAAUUCUUAAACCACGACCGCUACCUGCACGAGCAUAAGAGCUGGUUCAUCCGAGAGAUGCGCCUUCGUGCUUACCAGCAGCUGCUGCAGAGCUACCGGGUUGUUGGGCUAGAAAGCAUGGCAAACGACUUUGGCGUCACUGUUGACUUUUUGGACCGUGAUCUUGCUCGAUUCAUCGCCGCUGGCCGCAUCCCUUGCACCAUCGACCGUGUCUCUGGCAAGGGUGUCAUUGAGACCAACCGUCCCGAUGAUAAAAACAAGCAGUACCAGGAUGUCGUUCGCCAGGGUGACCAGCUGAUUACAAAGUUGCAAAAGUACGGACAGGCUGUUAGACUAAGGGGUAGUGAGAGAGCAUGAGCGAAUUGAUAGAAAGGUGAUGAUUUAUUAAAGGGGAGAGAGGGGGAAAUGAGGGGGUCGUAGAUUCUUUUCACCUCCUAUUCGCUACAUCAAGAGGGAGAACAAACAACACAACAUGUUUCCCCCAUGAGCUGUGUAUCACACGAAUUAAUACGAAGUGAUUGCAACAGACAAAUAGAAAACAAAAUGAUCCCAAAUAUGAAACUAGAGCGUCAACAAUAUUUGAUCUAAUGGUGUGGAGUGUGUUUGCCACAAAGGUAGGCCAUCUUUCGUAUAUAUAUAU
Messenger RNA from Trichoderma asperellum CBS 433.97, 1867 nucleotides. RefSeq lists its product as uncharacterized. Gene Ontology annotation, biological process: proteasome-mediated ubiquitin-dependent protein catabolic process. NCBI's taxonomy places the organism in Eukaryota, Fungi, Ascomycota, Sordariomycetes, Hypocreales, Hypocreaceae. Gene Ontology annotation, cellular component: proteasome regulatory particle. The record is from RefSeq and is a predicted model, not a curated record.